Manis javanica (Malayan pangolin) is the source of this 1698-nucleotide messenger RNA. NCBI's taxonomy places the organism in Eukaryota, Metazoa, Chordata, Mammalia, Pholidota, Manidae. The record is from RefSeq and is a predicted model, not a curated record.
CACCCGAGGGAGUCGGGAACGGCGAGCCCUGGGGGCGGGGUCUGCGCGAGCCUCGGCUCACCGCAGGUGGUCUGGGACGGCCCAGCCCGGCUCCGCCCUUGCACCUCGGGGCGGCAACCAGCAGCUCCCGAGGGCGGGUCCGUCGCUCCAGGCGCCGGGCGGACGGGAGAGGAAAAAGCCCGGGGGCCGCGGCGGGCGCGGGGCGGGGCGCGGGCGGACGAAGGGGCGGAGGCUGCGGGCCCCAGGCCUCAGGAAGCGGAGGCCGCAGCGUGGGGACGCGAUGAGCUGGGCGCGGGGCUUCGGCGGGGCUCAGCCUGCAGUGUGUUCCAGGCUGGACAUGGGUUACAGAUUGCUGAUAGGGAAUACAGGAGGGAAGGCUGGAAGUGACUGGCGCAGGGCGCUGGAGUUGGAAUUCCCACCCACCCUCACUCCCAGGUGGACUUCCGUCAGCAAGCAGCCACGAGGUGAGGAACAAAACGUGACAGAAACAGAUGCCUUCUUUAAGAGUGAAAGGUUCGAUCCAGCAGAAAAGUACAAAAUGGACCACAAGAGGAGAGGAGUUGCUUUAAUCUUCAAUCACGAGAGGUUCUUCUGGCACUUAACACUGCCGGAAAGAAGGGGCACCAGUGCAGACAGAGACAAUCUUCAGCGCAGGUUUUCAGACCUAGGAUUUGAAGUGAAAUGCUUUAAUGAUCUUAGAGCAGAAGAACUACUACUCAAAAUUCAUGAAGCAUCAACCUCUAGCCACACAGAUGCCGAUUGCUUUUUAUGUGUUUUCCUGAGUCAUGGUGAAGGCAGUCACGUUUAUGCAUAUGAUGCCAAAAUUGAAAUUCAGACAUUGACUGGACUGUUCAAAGGAGACAAGUGUCAAAGUCUGGUUGGAAAACCUAAGAUAUUUAUCAUUCAGGCGUGUCGGGGAAACCAGCACGAUGUGCCUGUCAUUCCUUUGGAUGCCGUGGAUCACCAGACAGACAAGGGGGAGGCCAAUGUCACCGAGGUGGACGCGGCCUCCGUUCACACGCUGCCUGCAGGAGCAGACUUCCUCAUGUGCUACUCCGUUGCAGAAGGUUAUUAUUCUCAUCGGGAAACUGUGAAUGGCUCAUGGUACAUUCAAGAUUUGUGUGAGAUGCUGGGAAAAUUUGGUUCCACCUUAGAGUUCACAGAACUCCUCACACUGGUGAACAGGAAAGUUUCUCAACGCCGAGUGGACUUCUGCAGAGACCCAAGUGCAGUUGGAAAGAAGCAGGUUCCCUGCUUUGCCUCAAUGCUAACAAAAAAGCUGCAUUUCUUCCCCAAAUCUACAUGAUAGGGGCUAUUACAUUUUCUGUAUCUGUACUGAAAAUAGAUUUCCCUUUUUAUACAAAUAUCACUAGGGUAAAGCUUAUGAUACCAAUUUAAAAUGUUCUAAGGUUAAGGAGAGAACUUUUUAAAAAAAUAGUUCAUACUGGACAUGGUAAAAGGGUUUGAUACAUAUAGAACCAAAAUCCUCAGGGAAUCUGUAAAUAAAAAUCCACAGGCAUCUGUAAUACUUGAUUUUUAUAGUAAAUUGCAGUUACUCAAAAUAUCUGGCCAAUUUAACUUGUAAUUUGUGAAGUUUUUUAUACAAGUGUAUGUGUUUAAAGGCUUUUGAAACCCAAAAAUUAAGUUGUUUUCCCUAAUACUUGAAAUUCAUGUUUCAUUAAAUUUUUCUAAUUCACA